AUGGCUUCCUUAAAACAAACUCUCCUAGCAGCACUAGCAACGACAUCCUCACUAACCACAGACGGCCACUACCGUUCACGACCCGACCUUGCACCACCCCAACUAAACAUCACCAUCCCCGCCGCAAACACCAAUGGCUCUGAAUACGUCUUCAUCGCCCCAUAUGCUUUCGGCGGGGCCCUUGAACGGCCCGGUCCGUACAUCUACCGCAAGGACGGCGAUUUAGUGUGGGCCGGUACAGGGUACUACGCCGGGUUUGUGGCUAAUUUCCAUACUACCACGUACAAAGGGAAAUCCGUGCUUCAGGCAUUCCAGGGUAGUAUGGAUGGUGCCCAUGGGGAAGGCUUUGGUCAACAUGUCUUGCUGGAUCAGAGUUAUCAACAUGUUGUUACCUCAACUGCGGGAAACCAUCGGGUUUCGUCAAUUCACGAAUUUAAUGUUAUCGGGGGAGAGACGGCUUUGAUUGAGGUCUUUUAUACGACUCCUGCGAAUUUAUCGGCUUAUGGUGGAAAUUCUUCGCAGCAGUGGUUGGGGAAUGGGAUUUUCCAAGAGAAUGAUAUUGCCACAGGAGAGUUGAUAUUUGAGUGGAAUGCUUUGGAGCAUGUGGAUCCGUCAGAAAGCCUGGUGACACUAGGUUCAACUGAUGCCAAUAGCGGAUUGUCAUCCGCCCAAGCAUGGGAUUACUUCCACAUCAACAGCCUUGACAAAAACGAAGAAGGAGACUACCUACUCUCGUCCCGACACACGAGCACGAUAUUCAAGAUCAACGGCACAGACGGCUCAAUAAUUUGGCGGCUCGGCGGCAAGUACCCCAGCUUUUCACAAACCGGAAACUGGACCUUUGGAUUCCAACACCACGCCCGCUGGCAACCGCAGCUCAGCAAGCCCGGGACGGAGGUAAUCUCAUUCUUUGACAACUCCGGCGACGGCACUAUCACAUUCAACAAUGUGUCCCGGGCUUUGGUUGUCCAGAUCAACCACACAGAUAGCACGGCGACAGUUCUCCGAAAGGCAACGGCACCGUAUGAUCUCCAGGCACAGUCACAGGGAAACACACAGCUACUUUCUAAAGACCGAAUCUUCGUCAACUGGGGUUCUGAGGGUGCUUUCACGGAAUUUGGUGCUGAUAAUGAGAUUCUAUACCAUGCUUUUAUCCAAUCCGGGUCAGUCAGCUACCGUGGUUUCUUGUCGAAUUGGACUGGUACACCGAAGGAAACUCCGGCACUGGCUGCGCUGAAAAAAGCUUCUCACCUGGUCGAGCUUUAUGUAUCUUGGAAUGGGGAUACUGAGACUUCGGCCUGGAGAUUCUUUUAUGUCAACGGGCAGACGAAGACGUUGGUUGGUCAAGUGGACAGGAAAUCUUUUGAGACGACUUUUACUUGGAAGUCGAGUUUUGCACUUUCUUCUUCUGCUAGAUUUGUUGCUGAGGCUGUUGGCCCGAAUGGGGAGUCUCUUGCGCAGACCAGUUUGACUGCUACCACUGCCAAAAUUUAA
Molecule: messenger RNA, 1494 nt
Organism: Penicillium expansum
Lineage: Eukaryota; Fungi; Ascomycota; Eurotiomycetes; Eurotiales; Aspergillaceae
Product: arylsulfotransferase family protein
Exons: 3
Coding region: 1-1494 (497 amino acids)
Source: RefSeq, a predicted model, not a curated record